Molecule: messenger RNA, 2069 nt
Organism: Rosa rugosa (rugosa rose)
Lineage: Eukaryota; Viridiplantae; Streptophyta; Magnoliopsida; Rosales; Rosaceae
Exons: 13
Coding region: 89-1498 (469 amino acids)
Biological process (GO): amino acid transmembrane transport
Source: RefSeq, a predicted model, not a curated record
GGACACUCAUCCAUUAUCUGAUGUUGUUGUUUUUAUUUUGGACUUGUGAGUGGUGAGUGGUGAGUGGUGAGUGGUGAGAGAAAAGGCAAUGGCAUUUCUGGCUCCUCCUCCUCCUGCUUGUUGUUGCGUUGGUUCAAGAUUGGUGCAAAAGCAAAUUCACGCUCUUCCACUCCCACUUGAUCAUCAUAAACCACUAGUUUAUCUCCCAACUCCAAAUCCUAGAAAAUUUGCGAAAUGCAUGUCGCAGAAGAAACAAUCCGCCGAAGAGGAAAGGCUGUUUUCCAACCUCAACCAAGCCACAUUGAAGAGAGAACCCCCAAGUCUAUCCAGCGCUGUUUUCCUAGUUGCAGGGACUACCGUGGGUGCUGGUAUCCUCGCAAUACCUGCAGUGACCCAAGAAUCUGGAUUUCUGGCCUCUGCAAUAACCUGCAUUUUUUGUUGGGCAUACAUGGUUGUAACAGGUCUGCUACUAGCCCAAGUUAAUGUAAAUACUAUGUCUCAACUCGGUUCUGGCAGUGUAUCACUGGUAUCCAUGGCUAUGAGGACUGUUGGUAAUGUGGGAGUUCAAAUUGUUUGUUGGACGUACAUUUUUAUACAUUACGCACUUCUGGUUGCCUAUGUUGCUCGUUCUUCAGAAAUUUUGACAAAUUUUGUUGGCAUUCCCUUAUGGGAAAGUGCAACAUUGUUUUCAUUGGUUUUCGGAGGCAUUUGCUACUUUGGAAGUCCGCGGUUCAUUGGUGCGGUUAAUGGGGUUCUGGUAAUUGGAAUCAUCAUAUCCUUUGCUGCUCUUGUGGCAGUUGCAAGUGAAUACCUACAAUUGAGUGCACUUUUGAAAGCCAACUUCCAAGCUGUUCCCAUGAGCAUACCGAUAAUUGUUUUGUCAUUUGUAUACCAGAAUGUAGUGCCUAUUCUUUGUACAGAUCUUGAAGGAGACCUAUCAAAAGUAAGGACUUCGAUUGUUCUAGGCACAAGUAUACCACUUAUUUUAUUUCUAGUCUGGAAUGCCGUGAUUCUAGGAACCAUCACAGAUGUUGAAAUGGGCUCUGGUAAAAUCAUGGAUCCAUUACAACUAUUGCAAUCAACAAAUGCUGCUGUUGGACCUAUAGUUGAGGUGUUCUCAAUUUUUGCUAUCGCGACGUCAUAUAUUGGAUUUGUUUUGGGUCUUUGUGAUUUCCUUUCUGAUCUGCUGAAACUCCCCGCUGGUCAGAGCAGGCCUGUGCUGCCAUACCUUUUAACGUUGAUUCCACCAGUUGUGCUGUCAUUGCUAGACCCAGAUAUAUUCUUUAAAGCCUUGGACUUUGCUGGAACUUAUGGAGUGUUGGUGCUGUUCGGAAUAGUUCCAGCUGCAAUGUCUUGGUCCGAUAGGUACUCAAGUUCAUCCACAGCUGUGAAAUUGCCGCGGUUGGUUCCAGGAGGAAGGCUCACUCUUUCGCUUGUGGCAGGAGGUGCUGGAUAUGUCAUUUUCUCAGAAAUUAUUGACAAGUUGGGCAACCCGUAAUAGUUUCCGAAUGGUUCUGUUAGCUGGGACUCUACAAAGCUUGUUGACAUACAACCUUCCUUAUAUAUAUUUUAUUUAGCUUUUGACCAGAAAAAGAAGAAGAUAUAUAUAUAUAAAUGCCAAUCUCACAGAGGAAACUUUCUAGCCUUGGCCCGAGAGUCCCGGAUAGAGCUAUCACUCGGUCGGUUCGAAUCGGUUAUAAGUAUUAUCAAUUUCAAAACCAAAGCUUUCAAUUUCAAAAUUGAACUAUCAAUUACCAACCAAAAUCUUUGGUUUUUAAUUAUAUCUACCAAAUUCGGUAUUUUAGUUUUCGGUAUUACAAAUUUUAAAACAAUUAUUUCUUUGUAAUAUAAAUUAGAAUAAACAAUACUAGGUUUUUCAAUUUUAUAUUUGUAAACUUUGUAUUCAUCAACUUAUUAUAGCUUUCUUUUGUACAUAUGACAUCAAGUUUUAGUCAUUUUCAAUAAAACUAGGUUAUUUAACCAUCCUUGACUAGGUUACUUAAAAUGCAUGUACUAUUAAUGUAGUAUAUGUAGUAAUGUUCAUAUUAUUAUGAAAUUUUUUAUGUUUA